GUGAUACUUGAAUCUGUAUAAAUAGUGUGUUAUGAAGGCUUGGAGGCCGCCCCCAUGUCGCUUGCGUAACGUCCCCCCUUAUUAGAAAGUGAAAUAAAAGUGAAAUGUGAAAAUCAACAUGGCGCCCAGAUGCACCUAACCGUUUCGGAUGUGCGUUUUUCGUGUAAAUAAUUGUGUUCAUAAGGGGGCUUUCAUGUCUCUGGGGCGGCGAAAGUGAUGUUUGAUGCAUUUGGUGCAUUAGUUUCAAGAAAUGGCGGAUCAACCGGGCCAAACCAUCGAGUACCAAUGGGCCUAUUCGAUAAUGGACUCGAGUCGGGUGUCCACGUUUCUUAUCUCAAUGCUGUUGAUUGUUUAUGGUUCGUUUAGGAGUCUCAACAUGGAGCAAGAGGCUCGAGAUAGGGCCAAUGGGGGGCCUAGUGGGAAUUGUCUCCUAAAUCCGGCCCAACAGGCCCAGACUGAGAACAAUGUUCAGACUUUGGAUACAAUGCAAGCGCUGUGUUUGCCUCUGGGGGCCAGUAUCUCACUUCUUGUUAUGUUUUUCUUUUUUGAUUCAAUGCAAAUGCUUUUUGCCAUUUGUACAGCAAUUAUUGCAACUGUCGCACUUGCGUUUCUACUAUUACCAAUGUGUCAAUAUAUCAUACGGCCCUGUUCUGAUGGUAAUAAAAUCUCGUUUGGGAUGUGUGGGAGGUUCACAGCGGCGGAACUCCUCUCAUUUUCACUUUCUGUCUUCAUUGUUUGCAUCUGGGUGCUCACUGGGCAUUGGUUAUUAAUGGACGCCAUGGGAAUGGGGCUGUGUGUAGCCUUCAUCGCAUUUGUUCGACUCCCGAGUCUCAAAGUCUCCACUCUUCUCCUCACUGGACUUCUCAUCUACGACGUCUUCUGGGUGUUCUUCUCCUCAUACAUUUUCAGUACGAAUGUGAUGGUCAAAGUGGCCACACGUCCAGCUGAAAACCCUGUAGGUCUCGUCGCACGAAAAUUACACAUCGGGGGCGUUGCCAAAGAAGCCCCCAAAUUAAGUCUACCGGGCAAACUCGUAUUCCCCAGUAUCCACAAUACGGGGCAUUUCAGUAUGUUAGGUUUAGGUGAUAUCGUGAUGCCGGGUUUGUUGUUGUGUUUUGUGUUACGAUAUGAUGCUUAUAAGAAGAGUCAAGGAUUGACGGGGUCGCGAUUGACGUAUUUCCAUUGUUCGCUUCUGGGGUACUUUUUGGGGUUGUUGACCGCGACUGUCAGCUCGGAGGUGUUCAAGGCGGCGCAACCGGCCUUGUUGUAUUUAGUUCCCUUCACUUUAUUGCCUCUUCUCACCAUGGCGUAUCUGAAGGGCGAUUUGAGACGAAUGUGGUCCGAACCGUUCAAAUCUCUGACCGUUUCAAAGCAUCUGCAAGAUGUGUGAUAGACUGUUUUUGUUAAACUUAAUUAGUAGGUUUAAAAAAAAAAGUGUUACUAACAUAGUGAGUGGAUGCCUGUGCAUUUAAUGAACAAAUUAAACGAAUUUUCAGUACAUGUUAAGGAACAAAAUGUAUAGCUAUAUCGUCAAUUUCAGACAAAUGAUAUUAUCAAUCGUUAGGAAUAAUUUCAAGGGCAAUUUCGAUCUCCUCCUCUCUCUCUAACUCAUUUUGAAUUUUCGUUCGAAAUUGUCGUCACGUAAUAAGUCAGUAUUUUUUUUUGUUUUUGGGGAAAUGAAAGAACAAAUUCUUUUUCUGUGAUAACUCCUACUUACAUGACUUAACUUCACUUUUCCUACUUUUUGUGCAAUUCGGCGAUUUGUAAAUAUUUGUGAUUUUUUUAAUUUUAAGUCUCAUCCAUGUGUACCUUUUUAUCAUUGAUUGCUUUAAGAGGAUAAAAACCGAUAGGAAAGUAGGUUUAGUUUAGUAUUUUGUGUUAUUGUUUUAUAUAAAAAAAAGUAUUGGAAUAAAUUCUCAUCGUGGUUUUAUUAUU
This is a messenger RNA of Tribolium madens (black flour beetle), 1935 nucleotides long. RefSeq names its product signal peptide peptidase-like 3 (gene SppL). The coding region runs from base 251 to 1390 and encodes 379 amino acids. NCBI's taxonomy places the organism in Eukaryota, Metazoa, Arthropoda, Insecta, Coleoptera, Tenebrionidae. Gene Ontology annotation, cellular component: lumenal side of endoplasmic reticulum membrane; Golgi-associated vesicle membrane; cytoplasmic side of endoplasmic reticulum membrane. The transcript has 6 exons. The record is from RefSeq and is a predicted model, not a curated record. Gene Ontology annotation, biological process: membrane protein proteolysis. Gene Ontology annotation, molecular function: aspartic endopeptidase activity, intramembrane cleaving.